GCGCUGAUUGUACGGCGGUUGCCGAAGAUGGAGUCCGACGCUUCGUCCUCGGGCGGCACCGCGGCUCUCGUUGCCGAGGCUCAGUUUGGUCAGCUUUUCAGAAAACUCUUGAAGAAAGAAGGGAUUUUCAACUCCCUUUAUCGAGUGCAGAAACUUCCUGAUGGGACUAUAGCAUUGCCUAUACUCAGUCAAAACUUCACAGCGCAGCACCUACAGCAGCUGAACGAGAGCAUCCCACAUGGAAAGGCCUGCACUCUGACAUGGAUCCAUAAUCCUAUUCCUUCAAAAGCAGUUAUGGUACGUUCACCUGUUCAGAAACUACACAGUGAGCUACAACACCUCAUGUCAAUCCAUGGUGCUGCAUGGUCAGAAGAGUUAGAGAAAGAUCUGCCACGGUCCUGGCAGAGGCAUGGAGACCUUAUUCUUCUAAGCGAGGAUUGCUUUAGCGCAAAGCAGUGGAGAGAAUUGGGCCAAGAACUUUGGCAGGUGGUUGCUGCUGUUUUGGGGGCCCGGCGUUUAGCCAAACGGGGGCGAGUGCAGUCAGAUUUGUUUCGCUCUUCUGCUGUGACCCUGUUGCUGGGUGAAGAUGGUUGGGUUGAACAGAUGGACAAUGGAAUCAGAUACAGCUUUGAUGUGACCCAGUGCAUGCUGUCUCCAGGAAACAUUACUGAAAAGCUACGGAUAGCCUCUAUGUUAUGCGCAGGAGAAGUAGUGGUGGAUCUUUAUGCUGGGAUUGGCUACUUCACUCUGCCGUACUUAAUUCAUGCUGGUGCUGCCUUGGUCCAUGCUUGUGAGUGGAACCCUCAUGCUGUGGAAGCUCUACGGAGGAACCUGCAUCUGAACGGCGUUGAGGAUCGAUGCCACAUUCACCAGGGGGAUAAUAGAAAGGUGGAACUACAGGGUGUGGCUGACAGAGUAAACCUGGGACUGAUCCCGACAUCGGAGGGAGGCUGGCCAGUCGCUUGCCAGGUCUUGAGAAAGGAUGUGGGAGGGGUCCUUCACCUACACCAAAACGUGGAGACUUUUCCAGGAAAGGCACUUGAGUUGUCCCAGCAACCGGAGCAGAAUCAGUCACCCAAGCAGGGUCCCUCCCAAGCAGUAUCCCGUGGCCAAGAAAAUCAAGUCGCUCUGGAAGACCACGAUGCCCUCCCGAACGUUGGACAAUCAUCCACAACUUCAGCCAAACAAGAAUGGCAGCGCUGGGCCGAAGUCACGGCCACACGGAUCCAGGCUUUGCUUCAGGACCUGGACAAGAAACGGUGGAAAACCCAAAUCUUGCAUAUUGAACAUGUGAAAUCGUACGCCCCUCAUGUAGACCAUCUAGUCUUGGAUCUAGAUUGCCGGCCGCUUGAGUAGCAUAUGGGGAAUGUCUUCUCUCUGGCUCGGGGGAUCUUGGAAGAAGCAGGGAAUGGUAGCACAUUCUGGAUCUUCUUCAUGAGCGGCUUCCCACUUUUUGAAACUGGAAGGUUGGUGGCUGGUAAUGUCGCACAAUCUUGGGAUUUUGCGAAUGCAAUCAGAACUGUGAUGAAUCCUUGAGCCCCGACAGGGACCGAGAACAAAGGUAGGCGAUAGAAGUGAUUUGGACAGCUAGUUGAUGCCUACUGGCUUCUACAAAAUAAGCCAAUCCUUCCAGACUUCUUCCUGAGCUAUACUAUUUGCUGGAGGUUCUACAUCGUAUCGAAUAACUUUUUGCUACUAUAAAUUCACAUGGUUCUUUCCUGCAAUGUCUGCAAAAUCAUGGGAAAGAUUACAAACCACAUCAGCUAAAUCCAGCCAUUCGCACAAAAACAUUUGUCAUUGCCAUUGUUGGCUGAAUAACCCAGAAUAACUGAGUUCAUGCAUUAAAUUAAGCCGCAAACCAUUGCUUCUUGGCUCCCAGGGGUGGCUUCACGCAACAGCUAGAUAAAAGCAAGUCCAUGCUGGUUUAAUUGGCCUCGCGCCAUGAGAUGAGUGGCAUAUAAAUUUGAUACCCAAAUGAGAAGCCAGCCAAUGUGGUUUUUCAGUGAACAAAAAGAGGAAUAGCCAGUGCAAUAACUAACAUGGUUUGAUUCUAAUUCCUUUUGUCAUGUUGUGAACGAGGAAGACAAUUGCAUGGUAAAAACUGACCUUUGGGGCAGUCUUAAUCUGACUUUAUCUCCCUGUGAACACCUAGUUAGGGCGAUGUCUAUGUUUAGUUUAAAGGGUUGUGGUUCUGUUUUUUUUAUCGGAGCUCAGAGCUAAUGCCCAAGGAAAAUGAAAAGUGAGUCAUAUUAGCUAACUUUUUGUUUGCUCUGUAGGUUACCACCUCUGUCACCUUUUCAUACCAGGUUUGAACUAGAGCGCAGUUAGAUUACAAGUCUUCAGCUGCUGAUAUGAAAGAGGACAAUAGUAGGAUAGAAAUACUGAGUGUUACUGAAUGUUUUGAGCAAAAUAUCCAUGUCAUUUGUAGUUGUAACUAUUGAAGUUGGAAGCUACUCUUUUUUUUUUCUUAUUCCUUGCACUUCUGCCCCUUUUUCUCCCAUUUCCUUAACCCACCCAACCAGGUUUUUAUUCAAUUUCUACAGAAGGUAAAAUAUAAUAUACCGGACCAAAGAUAUGCACGAGGAGAAUAAAGCUUCUGUUUGUGUGCUUUCAAGCUAUUUGCAAACCAAUUAUUCCACCUAUUUUAUCUCCUAAUGCAGGGGGUCUUCAAACUUGGCCCUUUUAUGACUUGUGGACUUCAACUCCCAGAAUUCUUCAGCCAGGCAUGCUGGCUGAGGAAUUCUUGGAGUUGAAGUCCUCAAUGAGUGUGGUGUGGAUUGCUAGAGAAUCUCUAAACAUGAUUAUUUUCCCUGCGUUUGGUGAUGGGCUUAUCUUUGCAUUUUGGAGCAGGUCAGCCCUGCUUCCUGUCCUACUCUUUAG
Crotalus tigris (Tiger rattlesnake) is the source of this 2880-nucleotide messenger RNA. RefSeq names its product tRNA methyltransferase 12 homolog (gene TYW2). Lineage: Eukaryota; Metazoa; Chordata; Lepidosauria; Squamata; Viperidae. Bases 28 to 1356 code for a protein of 442 amino acids. Gene Ontology annotation, molecular function: tRNA methyltransferase activity. Gene Ontology annotation, biological process: tRNA methylation. The transcript is spliced from 7 exons. Gene Ontology annotation, cellular component: cytoplasm. The record is from RefSeq and is a predicted model, not a curated record.